UAAACUGUCUUUUAUUAAAAAAAAUUUUGUCUACAGAAUUGGCGCCAUCAUAAAUGGGCUAUAAUACAAUAUUAAAUGAAAUGUAAAAAGUUUGAUUUUGAUUUAUCUGUUUUAAUCUCCAACUAGUAAGUGACAGUGUUAGUGUUUGUGCGAUAAAAAAAUGAGUAAGUCAAGUGAACAGCAGUUGUUGGAUGAUAUAAAAAUACUUUUUCCUGAUUUUAAAUGCACUGUGCAAGAUUUAAGAACACCCUACUGAAGAGUUUGUCACCAACUUUUACUCAUAUUGGCUUCAGGAGUUUGAAGUGGAUAUAACCAAUGUUUCUCAGAUUCAGUUUUCCCAGAUGACUGUUAUCGGCUCCUACCAGGAUGCUUACAGCGGGGCAAUCCCUAGGAUUAAUCUAUUGAUGAGCAUCAAAGCAUUUGAUGUUGUCCAAGACUUUGGAAUGUUAGACAUCAUUUCACCAACACCUAAAAGAACACAAGGCAUCAUUAGAGCUUUCAUUGAUUUCUAUCAGUGGUCAGAUUACCGUAUGUGUGCUCUUAUGGACAAGAAAAAGGAAUUAAAUGAACGAAAGGAGAAACUAAGGAAAAUGAUGAAAGAGAGGGAAGAUUUAAAAGCAAAUAUGAACACUAUAAUAAAAACCAUAGCACAAAUUCAAUAUGUUAAAAAACAGCUGGAGGAUGAAGCUUUGACUCUACAAAAAAGAGUAUCGGAAUUGAAUUCUGAAAAACAGAUUGCAAAAUCUAAAACUGAUGAUUCAACUGAAAAACUGAAAGAAAAAGAAAUAGCCCUACAGAAACUCAACAGAGAAGAGUUACAGAUUUCCAACAAAGUAAAGGAGCUAUCAAAUCUAGUAGUGGACUCACCGACCACAGUAAUAUCUGACCUGGAGAGUCUUCGCAAGAAACAUGAAGAGAUGAAGGAACUGUCUGAGACAAAGCGAGAUAUGGUGGAGGCUAGGAUGCAGAUGCAGAGUAAGCUGCAUAAGGAGUACGAGGAUCAGCAGCUGAGAGCAGAACAGCUGAGUGAGCUUGUCAAACUGAUUGAUCAACAAAGGGAGCUACUGAAGGUUGUGCAGAUCACUGACAAGGACAUGAAGGUGGCUCAAGAGCUGCUGAGUGAUCUCAAAGCCAAUCUCCUUGCUCAAGGCAGCAAGAGAGCAAACUGCCAAGAGAAGUUGCAGUCAUCCUAUCUCAGGUGGAAGACUUUGAAACCCCAGUUGACUGAAAGUGUUGAGGCUGCUAUCAGAGAGCUAACUGAAAAGAAGAAUGAAAAGAACAAAAUAAAUGACAGUUUAAAAGAAGAUAGUGCUGUGCAAGAAAAAAUUGACUCGCUUUUGGGUAAAAUUAAAAAGCAUGUUGAGGAUUUUCAAGAAGAUUAUGAUGCACUGAUUAAACAAGAAAACGAAUAUUUCACUAUGCUUGAAAAGAAUGCUUAUAAUCACAUGGAGAAUGUCCGAAAGGUAAGUUUUUAGUAGUCAGUUUAUUUU
Molecule: messenger RNA, 1490 nt
Organism: Homalodisca vitripennis (glassy-winged sharpshooter)
Lineage: Eukaryota; Metazoa; Arthropoda; Insecta; Hemiptera; Cicadellidae
Product: tropomyosin isoforms a/b/d/f-like
Exons: 9
Coding region: 342-1475 (377 amino acids)
Cellular component (GO): Ndc80 complex; kinetochore
Source: RefSeq, a predicted model, not a curated record